UAAUUGCGUUAAUCUCACAAUUGUAAGGAUCGUCAGGAUGGAAGUUAACUCACAUGCUGUGACUUGUAUAAGUUUGCGCGUUGCCAUUACUUUCAAACAUAAACGUUUGAUUGGUCAGUCUUAAGUCGUAAGUCUUAGAACUUGGCCACAGUAUACAGUAGCGCAACUCUCUUUGAUAUGUGAAGCCAAAAUCACAGUGCGCAGACGCAAGCUCGGUCACUUUACACGGUAUCGCCAUCUGAACUUCUCUCUCACUUACUCUUCUGUUUUCCGUCUUUCUCGUUUAGAAAUUGGCGGGUAUUAGCUGCUUGCCUAUCGUUGAUGUUUUGCGAAAUAAUAUUUUAGAUAUUUAAAGAGAAAUAGAAUAAGCAAAAGUGAAGUAAAGUGAAGUAAAGUGAAGUGAAGUAAAAUAAAGUGCAGUGAAAUAAAAGGAAGAAAGGAAAUAACAUUUAACCUUAAAGAGAAUUGUGAAUCUGUACAACAUAUAAUAUUGUACAGAUUUUCAAUUCUCUUUCAGAAAACUCUUGCACUUUGAUCUUAGCUCUGUUUCAGAUACAAGAAGAAAACACAGAAAUUAGAGAGAAAAUGAGUGAAAAAAGUGUAAAAAAGUGUUCUAUAAGAGGUUGUCCUGGAAAUCUGAAGAAAGGAAGACAUGUAUUUAAAUUUCCAAAAGAAUAUGACAGAUGGUUGCAAUGGGUGCAUUUAAGUGGAAGACUGGAUUUAGAAGAAAAAGGUCCAGAAUAUUCUUUUAGAAAUUGUCGACUAUGUCGUCUACAUUUUGAGAAGAAAUGUUUUAAAGUUAAUAAAAAGAGAAUUCUUCUUCAGCCAGAUGCCAUACCCACAAGAUUUGGAAAAGAUUUGCAGGAGUCAUCAACUAAAAUAAUUGAUGUAGAAACAGAUGCAGAAGCAGAAAAGGACGCAGUAUGCAUGAAUGAAGGAGAAAGCAUACAAGAGCAAACAAGCUUUACAACAGAAGAAGAAGAAGAAGGAAAUAAAACUGACAACAAUAUAGAAAAGGAAAUGGACUUUGAAAUUGUGAAACCAAGCACGUCUAAUACAUUUUGCAAAAUAAUGAUGUCGAAAGCAACGAUGACAUCGAAAAGAAAGAAUAGCCCUACAAAGGAACAAUUACGUACAAGGAUAGAGAAAUUAAAAUUAAAGAAUAAGGUUCUCCAACAAAAACUGCGACGUCUUGAGAAGAAACAAAAAAUCAUCACUAAAGGAUCACGAAGAAACGAAAAAGAUGAGCAUUGAUGGGACUAUGGGGAAACCAAAUAAAAUGUAAAAAGCUGAACGGUCGUAUUCCAGUUCUAUAUUGUCUUCUUUCUUCUUUUCUUUCUUUCUGGAUUGUACUCAGCGUAAAUAACUGAAGUACGCUCUGGAAAGACAGAGAAAAGGUAAGAAGAAAGUAAGUAUGACUGUAAGUUAGAUAUUAGCGAAUUAGUUAUAUUAUGCGUCGAUAUUAUUAAUUUGGGUUUUAUACGUUCAAUUUAUACUUAUAAUUGUAAUAAUAGAAUUUUUUGAAACAAAAUGCGUAUCUUCAAAUACACAUUUCAUUUAAAAAACUCAAGUAUUUUUUUAAACGAUAUGUAAAUUUCCAAUGUAUAAGUAUGUUUCAUUGCAUUUUAUCGAUUUUGUAUGUAUUAUUAUAUAAUAAUUUUACAUUUUGUGCUCAACAACUUUUUUAACUUUAUUUUCUUUUUUUCUGGAUCGUACAGAGGUGGACCGAGUAGCUGAAGUACGAUCUAAUGAAAGAAACUUUUAGUCAUACACAUAGGGUGUCAGGUAACGAUCGCCCGUGGUUUCGUGGAUUGAUAGAUCAAGUAAAAAUGAGCACAAAAGUCCUUUACCAUUUUUUAAUAUUUGCCAUAGUUAACGAAAUAAAAAUUAAUAAUUA
Molecule: messenger RNA, 1897 nt
Organism: Solenopsis invicta (red fire ant)
Lineage: Eukaryota; Metazoa; Arthropoda; Insecta; Hymenoptera; Formicidae
Product: 52 kDa repressor of the inhibitor of the protein kinase-like
Exons: 5
Coding region: 586-1254 (222 amino acids)
Molecular function (GO): sequence-specific DNA binding
Source: RefSeq, a predicted model, not a curated record